AUUUUCUUUUGGAGAGUACACCAGUUUUUUUGGGAAAGUACAUCCUUUACUUUCCAAAUAUAGAAUUUGCCAUGCCCAUCAAAACUUAACCUCAUCUUCUCUUCCUUGAAAUUCGCUCUUUUUGUUCGGUGCAAUACUAGUAUACUGCUUCGUUGUCAACUUUGUAGAAAGAGAGUUCGAAAAUCAAGUCGGUUAUAUUUGAUACUAUUUUCAAAGCCUGGGGUUUUCUAAUAUAUAAUAGUGUGCUUGUAGGUUGUGGGUGUGACUUUUGAUUGAAUCUGCUCUUUAAUUUGACUUUUCUUCCAAUUUUGUGAGUUGAAUUCAAGAAACUUUGCACUUAAAUAUGCUGUGAAGUUAUUGAAUUUAAGGUGUUUGGAUUGUGGAAUGGAAAGGGAGAGGUAAUUUAUGGUGCAAUAUUGAGGUGAAUAAAAUGAUUUUGAUUUUCAGAUAUUGGAUUGUUGGACUGCCAAUAGUGGAGGACUACAGGGAAUCUGGUACAAGGUUGAGUGAGUUGAGUGUUCUCUAGUAUUUGGUUAAUUUAUAGGAGAAAUUAUUUGCUAUUUUGGUUAGAAAUGGAGAGGGGAGUUGGUUUUUGGGCGUUUCCAAGAGGUCAAACGGAGGGUGUUUCCACUGAUGCUAGUACAAGGUCUACAAAUGUUGAAUCUUUCAACAAUGUUAUGGAGAUUAUGAAUCUAGAUGCUUAUGCCGGAUGGUGCUCUAGCCCAAGUGCAACAGACCAGAUGUUUGCGUCUUAUGCAACAUUUUCUCCAAUUAAUCAAAGUUAUGCACCAUUUGAAGGAAUGAGUUCUGUAGAUCAACAUACGGGAGCAUUUCCUCCAAUGGAUGCGAAUAUGGUGGUUAGUAGUCAUGACGAUGGAGGAGAGAAAAUGGUGUUUGGGCAAAAUGAUGAUGAUCAGUUCCAUUUUGUGGUGGAUUCGGGUGAUGGGGGGAUUGGUUUGGUAGCUGAAAGAAGUAAAAAAUCAAGCCAAUGUGGUGCUGAUGGUGCGGAUAUGAGCAACUCUAUGAUCGUAAAGUCACCUUCUCAGCCACUUGCUGAGAGAAUGCUUAGGGCAUUGGCAAUGUUUAAAGAGUCCUCCGGCGCGGGAAUUUUAGCUCAAGUUUGGAUUCCAAUGAAGAAUGACGAAAAUCAGUAUGUGUUGAGCACGUGUGAACAACCCUAUCUUCUUGAUCAGGCGCUUUCUGGCUAUCGAGAGGUCUCCAGGAAGUUCACUUUUGAUACAGAAACAAAACCAGGAGCAACUCCAGGUCUUCCUGGUCGAGUGUUUAGUUCCAGAAUUCCUGAGUGGACGUCAAAUGUUUUAUACUACAAGGAAGCUGAGUAUUUACGUGUACAAUAUGCUGUUAACCAUCAAGUUCGUGGAUCUAUCGCUUUACCUGUCUUAGAGGAUGAUGCCUCUGAAAGUCCAUGUUGUGCAGUAUUGGAACUCGUAACAAUGAAGGAGAAACCAAAUUUUGAUUUGGAAAUGGAUCAUGUUUGUCAGGCUCUUCAGGCCGUGAAUUUAAGGAGUAUAACGCCUCCGAGACUUGAUUCUCAGAAUCUUUCAAAUAACCAAAGAGAUGCUUUAGCUGAGAUAACAGAUGUUCUGCGAGCAGUUUGCCAUGCACAUAAGCUGCCUCUUGCUUUGACAUGGAUUCCCUGUAGUUUCACGAAAGGAGAUGAAUCCAUAAGAGUGCAUACCAGAGGAUGUAAUGCAAGUUUAAAUGAAAAAUGUGUGUUAUGUGUUGAGGAUACAACUUGUUAUGUGAGUGACAAGGAAAUGCAAGGAUUUGUACAUGCAUGUAUGGAACAUUUUCUCGAAGAAGGUGAAGGUAUUGUUGGGAAAGCUCUUCAAUCCAACUACCCUUUUUUCUACCCUGAUGUGAAGGAGUACCAUAUAAGUGAGUACCCACUUGUUCAUCAUGCACGAAAAUGUGGUCUAAAUGCUGCAGUGGCUAUCAGAUUACGUAGUACAUUCACCGGUGAUGACGAUUACGUAUUGGAGUUCUUUCUUCCAAUCAGUAUGAAGGGAAGUACCGAGCAACAACUUCUCUUGAAUAACCUUUCAGGUACCAUGCAAAGAAUUUGCAGAAGUUUGAGAACAGUGUCAGAUGCAGAAUUAGUAGGACAGGGUGCUACAUUUGGGUUACAAGAUGGAUCUGUUCCAUGUUUACCACCGAUUGCAUUGUCUAGGAGAAACACUCAGCACACAUUAGAUAACAAUUCAGAUUCUGUGAACGAGACUCCUUUAGGUGCCUCUAAUUCAAAAAGUGCUAAAAUGCAUGUUGUUGAUUCUCGUGAACAGACAACUAUUAGAUCAAGAAGACAAAUAGAGAAAAAACGAAGUACAGCUGAAAAACAUGUCAGCCUAAGUGUUCUUCAGCAAUACUUCUCUGGAAGCUUAAAGGAUGCUGCAAAAAGCAUUGGUGUGUGUCCAACUACCUUGAAAAGGAUAUGUCGACAACAUGGGAUAUCUAGAUGGCCAUCUCGGAAGAUAAACAAAGUGAAUCGGUCUUUAAAAAAGAUACAAACAGUGCUUGAAUCUGUACAAGGAGUAGAAGGGGGAUUGAAGUUUGAUCCAGCCACCGGAGGCCUAGUUCCAGCUGGCUCUGUCAUUGAAGAUUUCGAUACACGGAAAAACAUAUUUUUUCCGUUCGAAGAUGUCUCUAUCAAAAAUCCUACUUCUGUUUUUCAAGAUGUCGUGUCUGUACCCUCAACUUCAGCCAAUAACAAAGAAAACUCUAUGGUGAAAAUGGAAGGGGACUCUUAUAUUGAUGGAAACCAACUCAGCCAAUCAAAUGAUAUCAAUACUCUCUCGGGAGGGGAUAAAUCAGCUGUCAUGUCUAGAUUUUGUUACCAACCCAAGUUGGUUGCAUUAGAGUCAUCCAGACCUACAAGUCUGAAUGCGAUCCCACUUACUGAUUCUGAAAAUGUUUCAUUGGGCUCUUUUCUUGCAAAACAAGGAUGCAGGAGGUGGGGAUUGAACUAUGAUACCUUGGACAAUUUUGAUCGUCAUUUCACUUCUCGAUGCUCGUUUGCUAAGGCUGUUGGAGGUGAGACAGACAAUAAAAUAAAAAGAGAUACUGAAAUAGAUGGUGAUGGUGGGGUCAUUGAACAUAACCAGGCCAGUUCUUCAGCCAUGACAGACUCAUCCAAUGGGUCUGGGUCGAUGAUGAAUGGAAGUUCAUCAAGUUCUCGCAGUCGUGGUGGUGCAGAGAAGUAUUCUAUGGUUGAGUUGAACUGUGGUGAUAGUGGGUCAACAAUUACUGUGAAAGCCACUUACAAAGAAGAUACCAUCCGAUUUAAGUUUGAGCUUUCAGCAGGGUGCUUACAACUCUAUGAGGAGGUUGCUAAAAGGUUUAAACUGCAGACAGGGACAUUCCAACUCAAGUAUCUUGAUGAUGAGGCGGAAUGGGUGAUGUUGGUAAAUGAUGCAGAUUUGCAUGAGUGCCUUCAGAUACUGGAUUUUGUUGGUGGUCGUACCCUCAAAUUUCUUGUUCGUGAUACGCCUUGUGCUAUGGGUAGCUCAGACAGCAGUAACUGCUUUAUAGCAAGUGGCUCUUAAUGCUGUCUUUUUAGCAAGUGGCUCUUAAUACUACAACUCUGAAAGCUUAAAUCAGCAUCUGGUACUUAAAAUGAUAACAGGAUCCCUCGAAUGAUUUUGAGAGUUGCUAGCCUAGUUUAGACGCGAAUCACUAGUAUGUUCGGUAGAGCUUUUUCCUUCUGCGCGAGAUAUCCAAAAAGAAGUAAGAGCAUAAGUAGUUCUGCAUGGUAGGUGAUUUAUUUCUGUUUUUCUACAAAUCUCAAGUGUGUUUCCCACUCUGUAAAUAUGUUCGUUAAUUGGUGAGUGUUCUUUUAGGAAAUAGUUAAAGCAAUAAGAUGUACGUCUUUCAAUAAGAGCAUAAGUAGUUCAGUAGAAGUGCAUAGUAGUAGAAGUCCCACAGUAGGUGAAAGUUCAUUUAUUUAUGUUUUUCUAUUAUGUUUGCACGAGAGAUAGAUGAAACAUAUUUCUACAAGUCACAGAUGAGUUAAAAGAAUCAUCUUAAAUGUCUUUCCCACUCUAUAAAUAUGUUAGCUAGUUGAUGAGUGUUCUUUCAGGAAAUAGUCAAAGCAAUAAGAUGUACUCUUAAGAAUAUGUAAAGUUUCCUCUUCUCAUAACUGUUUUUGCAAUGUUAGUUCUCUUUUUAUUGUGUUUUAUUUUCAGUUGUUCUGUAUGGAAAAACAACAAUCUCUUACAAUUUCCUAAUGCAAUGUUAGUUCUCUUUUUA
This is a messenger RNA of Capsicum annuum, 4266 nucleotides long. RefSeq names its product protein NLP9. NCBI's taxonomy places the organism in Eukaryota, Viridiplantae, Streptophyta, Magnoliopsida, Solanales, Solanaceae. The transcript is spliced from 6 exons. Bases 573 to 3563 code for a protein of 996 amino acids. The record is from RefSeq and is a predicted model, not a curated record. Gene Ontology annotation, molecular function: DNA-binding transcription factor activity; protein binding.